AUGAUCAAGAAAAUACCCAUGAUGAGAUUCUUCAUCAUCAACCUUCCAUUUUUGUUGUUGUUGUUGAUUUUAGCAAGUAAUCAUGCAUCAUUAUGUAUGAUCCAUGCACAAUCACAAUCACAAUCACCAUCACCAUCCCAAGAUUCAUGUAACUCAAAUCUUGCCAAUCUCAAUGGCCAAUUCUUCUUUGACACAUCUUCUCUCAAUUGUAUCCCUGUUUGGUCUUCUGAAAACUUCAUUCUUAGAUAUGGACAAGCGGGUCCAAGUUUAUGGAGUUUUGUCUUGUCGACACCAAGCACGAACUCCUAUGUAGGAAUGGGAUUUUCGUCCAAUGGCGGCAUGGUGGGGUCCAGCGCCAUCGUAGGUUGGGUGGGAGGUGGCUCAACCAACAUGAAAAAGUAUCUCCUUGGCGGUCAAACCCCAAGCCAAGUGUUGGCAGAUGAGGGAGACUUGCAAAUCGUGGGAAACACGUCGUCUAUUUUUUCGGAAUCGGCUCGGAUAUACAUGGCGUUUCAGUUGGUUACAAACCAACCAAGGCAACGACUUGUGUAUGCUGUUGGGGACAGCAGCAGUCCCCCUCCAGGCACACCAAGUUUUCGCUUGACUCGACAUAGAAGUCAGAUUGCACUCCGUUUGGAUUAUGCCUCUGGUGAAGGAAGUCGAAUUAAGGCUCCUUACUCGAAUUUAAAGAGGGCUCAUGGAAUCUUAAACAUGAUUGGAUGGGGCAUACUUCUCCCAGUUGGCGUGAUGGUUGCUCGUUAUUUCAAGCAUUUGGACCCGUUGUGGUUUUACGUGCACACGAGCGUUCAAUCAUUAGGGUUUAUUCUUGGGUUAUCAGGCGUGAUUGCAGGGCUUGUUUUAGAUGGCCGUCUCGAUGCCAGUGUUGGCAAGCACAAAGGACUUGGCAUAACCAUUCUCGUAUUGGGUUGUCUUCAGGUUCUAGCUUUCAUGGCCCGUCCAUCUAUAGAUGCAAAAACAAGAAAAUACUGGAACUGGUAUCACUACAUUGUAGGACGACUUAUCAUUACGUUUGCCAUUGUGAAUAUUUUCUACGGGAUCCAUUUGGCUAAGGCAGGAAGUUCAUGGAAUGCCGGUUACGGAGUCGUUCUUGGAAUAUUUGUUAUAACUGUUUUGGUUUUAGAGAUUAGGAUGUUAAGGAAAAAAUAAAAGCUUUUUUCUUGUCUAUGCUUGUAAUACAGAUAAGUUAGGGGCCGUGUGUGUAUUUGAACUGAUAGGCAUCAUUGUUUUAGUUAUGCUUCGAUUAUUUUCGUAUCAACACAUUCUGCUACGAAAUUCAUUUC
This is a messenger RNA of Cynara cardunculus var. scolymus (artichoke), 1301 nucleotides long. RefSeq names its product cytochrome b561 and DOMON domain-containing protein At3g07570. The record is from RefSeq and is a predicted model, not a curated record. NCBI's taxonomy places the organism in Eukaryota, Viridiplantae, Streptophyta, Magnoliopsida, Asterales, Asteraceae. The transcript is spliced from 4 exons. Bases 1 to 1167 code for a protein of 388 amino acids.